Molecule: messenger RNA, 318 nt
Organism: Cooperia oncophora
Lineage: Eukaryota; Metazoa; Nematoda; Chromadorea; Rhabditida; Trichostrongylidae
Source: the annotation of a GenBank genome assembly
AUGGACUGUCACAUGCCACUCGAUCACGGCAACGGGAAGAAUGAAGACAAAUGUCUAGCGAACGCCGGCUUCCGCUUCUAUUUCGACAGAGAUCAUGGCAAAUGUACUCGCUUCUGGUAUCUCGGCUGUGACGGUAAUGCGAACAACUUCUUUUCGUACGAAGUCUGUCAACGAUCCUGCCGAACGCAAAUGCAGCGGCUGGAACGACGACCUCGUGCGAACAGCAAUGGUACGAACUCCUCCUUGUUAAGCAGAAAUAAUCCGGGGAGAGGUGAUGUGAGCACCAUUCGCAGCGAGACCUCAAACACUCAAAAGUGA